GUUUAUGUGAUGCUGUUAUAACCUUAGAUACUAGUUUCUACUGUGUGUCAUAAUACAUUAGUUUUAAACUGUUGCAUCGUAUUCGGAGUAAAAAUGUCAGCGUUAAGUGGGGUACGGAUGGCCGACGGUCGUUAUGCCGACGGAUCGUGGGAAUUAAAAAUCACGGUAACUGACAUGUCAAUUAAAAACGAACAAGGUGAAAUUUUAAAGGAAGUUGAAAUCCCAGUCUUGGUGACCACUGAACUACACGUGGGAGGGGUCAUCGCUAAACUUGUGGAUUCAUUAAAAAGCAAAUACGAUAUUACGAAGAGUUGGUCGGACUACGAGUUAUGGUGGCCCAAGGCUUGCAAAUGGUUGGAUAAGAUGGGACAAGUUUUGGGGAAAUACGAGGUUCAAGCAGAUGCAGUGUUACUAUACACACCUAAACACAAGGUAGUAAAAGUACAACUACCAGAUUUGCAAUACGCUAACAUUCGCGUCAACUUUGCUGCAAAGGUUCUCCACACAGUUAUUGAAAUCUGUAAAUUUUUUGAUAUCCGUCACCCCGAAGAAUUAUCCAUCCUCGUCCCUCCGAAAGCAUCCAAGGGUGACAAGUCCAACACCCCUUCAAAAUCAAGCAAACAAAAUGCAAAUGGGACCCAGGAAUCAGGGGGCUUACUUACCCCUAAUGUGUUAACCCCAGGUCUUACCCCGACCUCACCCUACACCCCAGGCUCCCCUAUGUACAAUACACUCACACCAAAGAAUAUGAAGGGAUCACCAAUGGCGUCUCACAGUUUAGAGUUUCUCGACAGUGCAUACGUUGACCCAAAGCUUCUCACAACAUCAGCAAAACCAUCAACUUUUGCGCUUGCUAAUCUGUUUCGACCAAAAAACUUAUUGGAUAAAGCAAGAUAUAACACAGGAUGGCUGGACAGUUCAAGAUGUUUAAUGGAGCAAGGCGUCACUGAGCACAGCAUCAUUUUCCUGCGAUUCAAAUUCUACUCAUUUUUCGACCUCAACCCAAAAUAUGACUCAGUGAGGAUCAACCAGCUGUAUGAACAAGCCAAGUGGUGUCUUAUGUGUGAAGAGAUUGAUUGUACAGAGGAAGAAAUGAUUAUGUUUGCUUCACUACAGUACCACAUCACAAAGUUAUCGGAGAACACAGACGAGGAGAUGGAGCAAAACGAUAACCGUGAUAUUGAACAAGCGUUGCAAGAUCUUGAAGGAUCGUUGGGAAGUUCCAGUGUUGCCAGCAAGGCAUGGAGUGUGAAUUGGGACACAAACCAAGUUAUUAUCGAACUUGCAGAAGGAGAUUCACAAAUUACGUUCGCUUGUACAAGGUUUAGCCCAAAGUUGGUUCAUGAAUUGAUCGGGGGUUACAUUUUCCUCUCCAUGAGGACCAAGGAUGCCGACGAGACCCUCGACGACGAAAACUUCUUUAAACUCACUGGCGGUUGGAACGGUUAGGUGCCGGUAGAGAUCGCUGAAUUAAAUCCUGAACCUCCAACUUCGUUACCGCUAGCUGGCGCUGUGGAGCAGUUGAUAUCAUUCGUUUGCAAUGAAAUUUAUUCUUUUUAAGCUGCGCGACUUUUAUUUAAACCCCCCCAUGUAGAUUACCAUUGCUUUUUGUAUUCAGUUCCACAGUUUUGCUUCAAAAUGUUUUCCAUAAAAAUAUUUAAUUUUUGUCAUUUCUUUUUACAAAGACACAACUUGGGGCUCGAAUGCACUCACUGCCUGUGACAAAACAAUACUCAUAAUGAUGUCAUAAUGAAGUCUUGUUAUAAAUUAUAUGAAAUUUUGUUCACCCAAUUUUUUUUCCAUCUUUAAUUGUGCACCUUUUAUGAUGUCAUAAUACUCAUAGUUACGUAAUCUGUACAUAUGUUGAAAGAUGCAAAUCUUUGCAAUGAUGAAGUCAAUUUUGAUGUGUUUUUUGUAAAUACUUUUAACUGAAUCAAUCUUUGGGUAUUUUUGUAUCGAACAAAUAUAAAUUUUUUUUUCAUUUUUUUGACUGAGCCUUAAAAAGACAAUAUAGAUUGGUUAAUUUUUAACUAACUUUCGCAAUGAAAAUUAUUGAAAAUGGUCGUUAAAAUAAUACUGUUUUAAUAAUUAAUGAAAUUUAUUAUAAUUAAACCCAAUUUAUGUUGUUUUUUUAUAAAGGCUUAGUUUAGUCUUACUAACGUGGGUUACAGUUUUGUAAUUAGACGUUUAAUAUCAUUCUUUCACUUUAAUGGAAUAGAGUAACAAGUUAUUACAAGGUGUCAGGUUUGA
Molecule: messenger RNA, 2250 nt
Organism: Ciona intestinalis (vase tunicate)
Lineage: Eukaryota; Metazoa; Chordata; Ascidiacea; Phlebobranchia; Cionidae
Source: RefSeq, a predicted model, not a curated record